AUGGAGACCAAGGGUAAAAUGCCCGACGGGAUGGAAGGCCCGGAACGAGCCGAAAUCAAAGCUCACAACCGUCUUAUUGAUGACGGCGGUCGGCCCUCGCAUCCUAUCAAGUUGCCUCUAUCGGCCGUGCGCAACUCUCGCGAAUACCGCGACAUCCUAUCGUACUGGCAGAACACUCCCGGAAAAUGUCAGGUUUUCACCAAGCAGCUGCGCUGGUGGCAGAGAUUCCGCGAGUUCCAACAAAAGCAGCGACGCCCCAAUCAAGACUUUGAUCUUUACGCAGAAAGGGUUAUAUCCUGUCUCGCGAAAGACGGCGUCGAGCCCCCGCAACCGUGGCCGCCCAUCUCCUACCAGCUACGCCGCGACAUUAGCCAACAGACUGACGUGGUAACGUGGCUCGAGUGCCUAUCCUUCGCCCACGACGAAAUCAGCCUGCACAAGGAGCGUCUAGAGUCCGGGCGGCAGGGCUUCGACGAGGCCUGGGACAGGCUGCUGUCGACAGGGCUGCUGAAGCCGAGCGAGACGGUCAAGGACAACGCCAGGGCGACACGGGAGCGCUACAUAUCGCGGAACCUGCAAUGCGAGGCCAAGCGGGUACGGCUCGUCGGCUUCUUGUACUCCAAACCCGACGACUUCCACGUCGCCCACCAGCCGCAAGGCACAGGCUGGGCCGAGGCGAUGCAAACGUGGAACAAACUAACGGCCGCGGCCGAGCAAGACCUGAAACGCAUGACCCGGCGCGAAGAGUGCCUGACCCGCUUCUUCGACGCCGCCCGCGACCACCUCGCGCUGCGGGAUUCUGUCGACAACGAAGAGAAACUCGUGCGCUGGGUGCGCGAGCAAGUGGUCGCCUUGAUCGACGCGGCGUGCGUGUCGGCGAAGACCUUCGACCGGUUCAUGCGGCUGCCCGCCGAGCUGCGGAUCAUGGUCUGGCAGCAGUGCGUGCCGGCGCCGCGGUCGGCGCACUUCUUCGACGUGGUCAGCGCCACGACGCUCCGCCGCUUGGUUGCCGACCGCGUGUUCCCGGACGGGAUCCGCGUGCGCGCCACGGCCGCGCACGCCUCCGCCUACCGCGUCGUGUACAACCUACUCGCGUCUUGCUGGGAUGCGCGCCAUGUUACGGCGGCCGAGGCCGAGGCCGCGACGUUCCGCACGUUCCGGUCGUUCGACUGGAUCCCCGACCCCGACCUCAUCGUGCUGUGUCUGCCGCUGAAGAAGGAGCAGGCCGCGUGGAUACCGGCGGCGAACGCCGUGAGCCUUGACCGCGGCCCGGCGCGCCACGUCGGCAUCUUCGUGCCCGACAGCCUGUUAUAUAGGCGGCAGUCCGCUCUUCUCGGAGCCGCGCAGCAGGGGGGCGAGGCGUAUCCCAGCUUGGAGGACACGCGGCGGCACAUGCGGCACGCUUCCAUGAUUCUCGAGUGCCUGCGCGAGGAUGCUGGCGGCGGUAGUAGCGAGACAGGCGGCGGUGGUGGCGAGACAAGCGGCGGGGAUGCUGGCGGCGGUGGUGGCGAGACAAGCGGCGGCGGCGGCGGCGGCGGCAUCAAGAGCGUGGACGUAAUCCUCGAGGGGAUCACGGGCGGGAUCGAGGAUAAUACGGACCUUACCCGUGUUCCGAGCGGGUCGGCCCUGCGAAUGCUUCAGACUUCGUGCAGACUGGCGUGGAGGCACGAGUCGGACGGCGAGAACGAAACCGCGACGCGGCAACGCUUCUUCUGGGGUGGCAUAGCAGUGUAUCUGGACCCGCACAGCAACCAGCGGCAAGUUUGGUGGCUUGGCAAGUCUGGACUGGAGGCGCUCGCGCAGCCGGCCACCGAAGACGCUCCACACACGCUGCCCAGCCUCUACCCCAUCAUCCAGGUUGGCUGGUGGCUCCACCAUGAGUGUCUACGGCGCCACUGGCCUGAACUCAAACGUUGCGGUCUGCUGGGGGUUGUGGAUUUCGCGGCGGUUUGA
This is a messenger RNA of Lasiosphaeria miniovina, 1953 nucleotides long. RefSeq lists its product as uncharacterized. The coding region runs from base 1 to 1953 and encodes 650 amino acids. NCBI's taxonomy places the organism in Eukaryota, Fungi, Ascomycota, Sordariomycetes, Sordariales, Lasiosphaeriaceae. The transcript is spliced from 2 exons. The record is from RefSeq and is a predicted model, not a curated record.